This is a messenger RNA of Entamoeba invadens IP1, 804 nucleotides long. RefSeq lists its product as hypothetical. Lineage: Eukaryota; Evosea; Mastigamoebida; Endamoebidae. The record is from RefSeq and is a predicted model, not a curated record. Bases 1 to 804 code for a protein of 267 amino acids. The transcript has 3 exons.
AUGCACACGACAGCUUUUCUAAAAUUAGAUAAUAGUGUUUCGGUUGACGAACAUUUGUGUUCUUAUAAAGGGCAUAUGUGGGCUAAGGUGUUUAUUAAGUCUAAGCCUGGACGUUAUGGUAUAAAGUUUUGGAUGUGUGCUGACUGUGAGACAGGAAUGACUCUCAACCUCCAAAUGUACUGUGGUAAGUGUGGUGGUAAGGAGGACAAUCAGGGCUUUAGAGUGGUCAGGGACAUGGUGCUACCCAUGUUAUGCCGUGGUAACAAGUUUACCGUUGUGUGUGACAACUUCUUCUGUACGUUAAGGUUGUCACACUACCUUGCUUCAUGUGGGUGCCAACUUUUGGGAACCAUGAGGAUCAAUAGGAAAGAACUUCCUGACGAAGCAAAGGCCAUCAAAGGGAGAACUCCCGAUACCACCAUCUUUUUCUCGAAAGGAAAGUGUAAGCUCAUCUCUUACUUCAAUGAGAAAAAGAAGCUGGUAUUGGUCUUGUCAACCUGCCACGAAAAGAAUGAAAUUGAAGUCGUCGAGCAGGAUGUGUUCAUUGGCAAAGAAAAAAUGACAAUACACAAACCCCAGCCCAUUCUUGAUUACAACCACAAAAUGGGUGGGGUUGACACUGUGGAUCAGAUGACCAGGUAUUAUACGUGUAGACGUCGAACAAACAGGUGGAAUAUCAGGGCUUUAUAUGAUAUGAUUGAUAUAGCUGCCUUAAACGCGUAUAAAACGUACUCAAAUUACCACCCUUGCAAACGAGUGGAUUUUUUGAACAAUCUUUCUGGUGCUUUAAUGAAAAUGAAAUGA